This is a messenger RNA of Lacerta agilis (Sand lizard), 1740 nucleotides long. RefSeq lists its product as uncharacterized. The coding region runs from base 132 to 1337 and encodes 401 amino acids. The record is from RefSeq and is a predicted model, not a curated record. The transcript has 9 exons. NCBI's taxonomy places the organism in Eukaryota, Metazoa, Chordata, Lepidosauria, Squamata, Lacertidae.
ACUGGACACUUCUUCCCCCUCUUGACUGAUUUCCCAGGGGGUGAAACUGCUGCGCACAACAGUACACAGGAUUCCUGCAGGAAAGUGGACGGGGAAGCAUUUCCGCACCCCCUCUUCCUUCCUAAAGAAACAUGACUUUUCUGAUGAUGACAAGGGACAAUGAUCCCAAAUGCUUUCUGCAGGUGGAAAACGGGCCGGGAAAUGUUUUCGUGACCCAGCUAGGAGAACACAGGAAAAAAGAGGAUGAAGAUGUGCCUCGGAUUCCUGGCAUGCGAGAGAGCACCAGUGACAUUUUGCGGCAUCACAGAAAAGCACUGCAAAAAUUCCGGCUUCGGAAGAAAGAAUUUGAAAAUGAGCAGGCUUCUGCGGAACUGACUGCCAAGAAGCAAGAGUUCAAAGAGAGGAUGGAAGUGUUGGCCCAACGAAGAGAGGCACUUGAACAAAAAGAUCAGGAUAGGAAGAACCGAAUUCUUGAAUUUGACGCAUAUAUUAAAGAGUGUAAUCAGAAGAAGGAGCGUGUCAUUCAGCUGUACCACCAGGAACACACACUUAAAGUACUAAAGAGGCGUGAGAUAUUCAAACUGAAAAAAGAGCUUAAGAAACUCCAAGUUAGAAAAAAGGAACUACAGAAAAAGAUGGCAAAAUACAAAAGCGUCGAAGAUUUCAUGAAGAAAGUUGCCGCCACAUUCCCACCAGCCUCUCUUGGAUAUCCGGAAGACUCUGUGGUUGAAGCCCUCAUUAAAAGGCACAAGUCACUGUUUGAGGAAAACCAGAGCUUGGUGAAGAAUUUGUCCAUCCAGCAGUGUCACAUUGAGGAAACCCAAAAAGAAUUAGGGAGCUUGCGAGAGGAACACAACACUGCGUCAUUUGUAAUGUUCACUGAGCAUGUAGUUUUUAUGAAGCCCAAUCCAUUCAUUCCACAGAUGCUGCUCGGCAAAAUUUCUGAACUUCAGUCUAAGAAAAGUGCGCUACAAGAAAAAAAGGCACACUUGUGUCACUACAUUAACAAUGAGGAAUGUCUCAUUGAUCAAAAGAGGCAAGAUCUAAGCAGGAUGCUGUUAGCAAUCAACAACAUGGCAGAGUUAUGCUACAUGCCUCAUUAUGGCCCUUUGGUCGACAUGACGUUGCAGUCCAAGCUGGACAUGAUCCAAGAGUCCAUUAUGAGGAAAAAACAGAUCGUAGAGGAAACAAAAGCAUUGCAGUCUGAUGAACUUAGAAGGUCAUCCUCUCAUCUUUUGAGGGAAAGGUCAACUUCUACUCUUUCUAGGGGACAACUUAAAAAGCAAUUAAGCUUUGCCAGUAACGACAAGCUGGAAGACAUAGGAGAAAAAGCAUAAUGAGACAAAUCUCUUUUAAAAAUUCCAUAUACAGAAUGGGAGACACUGCAUGGACUAGUGGAAUAUUUAUAGUAGGUUCUGCACACAAAUCAACACAGAUGGAUGUUAAUGCAUUACCAUAAAUGCUUUGAUUUGUGGGUGAAAAGGUCUUUCAUGCUCAUUUUUGUAAGUAUGGGCUGAGUGAUCUUGAGGGGGCAAUUUCUUUCUGCCUGCUAAUUCUAUGUAUUUUGGUGUUUAUGGGCUUACUGGAGGAGUGGAAGCCAAUCUCUGAAAGGAGUACAAUUUGGAAGUGCUCCUACAGCCAUCCAUUCUCCAGUCAGGUAAUGGCUUUGAUUAGCUGGCAAACUGACCAUAGCUAGUUCUAGGGAAGACUAAUCUAGCCAUCAUGUUCUUUACUCUUGAU